Molecule: messenger RNA, 1442 nt
Organism: Glycine soja
Lineage: Eukaryota; Viridiplantae; Streptophyta; Magnoliopsida; Fabales; Fabaceae
Product: 2-alkenal reductase (NADP(+)-dependent)-like
Exons: 5
Coding region: 203-1234 (343 amino acids)
Molecular function (GO): 2-alkenal reductase [NAD(P)H] activity
Source: RefSeq, a predicted model, not a curated record
AUCAUCGCGUAAAAAGUAAAAUCCAGAUAGCAAGGGCAGUAUUGGAAAGAAAAAGAGUCCCUUGUCAGCAACAUCAUUAUUGCUGAUGUCAUUUUCACUUUAGGAUCAGUAUUUUCCUUUCAUCAGUUCAUGAUUUCUCUCUGAUCCUUUUGUCUAUAAACUGAACUGAAUUGAGUCUCAACAACCCAGUUGAGUAACUAAGAUGGCGCAAGUGAGGAACAAGCAAGUGCUUCUAAAGGACUAUGUUACCGGUUUUCCCAAAGAAUCCGACAUGAAUAUUGUCGAAAGUACCAUAACAUUGAAGCUUCCACAAGGUUCCAAUGAUGUCUUGCUCAAAAAUUUGUACUUGUCUUGUGAUCCGUAUAUGAGGAAUCUCAUGAACAAGCCCGAAGGCCCUCCCAAUAGUCGUGCUUACACUCCUGGCUCUCCAUUAAUAGGAUAUGGUGUGUCUAAAGUCCUGGAAUCUGGGCACCCAGAUUAUAAGGAAGGUGAUUUAGUGUGGGGCUUUACCAAAUGGGAAGAGUAUAGCUUGUUACCCUCAGCUCAAAUACUCUUCAAAAUUGAGCACACUGAUGUUCCACUUACCUACUACACUGGAAUUCUUGGUAUGCCAGGAGUGACUGCAUAUGCAGGUCUAUUUGAAGUAGGAUCUCUUCAGAAAGGAGAAAAUGUUUUUGUUUCGGCUGCCUCUGGCGCAGUUGGUCAACUUGUUGGGCAAUUUGCUAAACUGAAUGGUUGUUAUGUAGUUGGAAGUGCUGGAUCUAAAGAGAAGGUGGAUCUGCUGACAAAUAAAUUUGGAUUUGAUGGAGGUUUUAACUACAAGGAAGAGCCUGACCUUGAUGCAGCUUUGAAAAGGCACUUUCCAGAAGGCAUUGAUGUUUACUUUGAGAAUGUUGGGGGCAAGACACUUGACGCCGUACUCCUGAACAUGAGAGUCCGUGGUCGCAUACCCGUCUGUGGAAUGAUCUCACAGUAUAAUCUUACUCAACAUGAAGGUGUAACAAAUUUGGCACAGAUCAUAUAUAAGCGGAUUCGUUUGCAAGGCUUUAACUUCAUGGAUUUCGUUCACCUAUAUCCCAAGUUCUUGGAGUUUCUCCUGCCAAAUAUCAGAGAGGGGAAGGUUGUGUAUGUGGAAGACAUAGCUGAGGGGCUUGAGAAUGGACCUUCAGCAUUGGUUGGCCUUUUUAGCGGUCGCAAUGUUGGAAAACAAGUGCUCGUUGUUUCUCAUGAGUAAAAAGCAUUUGUUUCUUGUGUUCAAUGGGAAGUUAUCAGUUUUAUUUCUGGUUUUUUUGCUGAAAAAUUGGCUGUCUUGACAUCACCUUUGCAGUCACCUUCGUCAACUGUAUGAUGAUGCUCUUUGUUCUUGAUAGUCCUGAGAGCAGUAUCAAAUGUAAUGCACAGUUGUUUCUCUUGAAUAAAAGCAUUUGCUUUUUCUAUAUGUA